This is a messenger RNA of Durio zibethinus, 564 nucleotides long. The record is from RefSeq and is a predicted model, not a curated record. NCBI's taxonomy places the organism in Eukaryota, Viridiplantae, Streptophyta, Magnoliopsida, Malvales, Malvaceae.
ACACCCAUCAAACAUUUUCAUCUUGAGACUCACAUGCUCUCAACAGUAAACCCUAGAAAGGAAAAACAAAAAGAAACACUAGAGGCCUUAACCAAUAUGGCGUCCAAUACCAGCGUGCUUCUUGGUCCACCAGCGCUUCACUCCGAUAUCGAUCCCAUGGUGGGCUCCGUCCAAUUAGGCGUUGCCAACCUUCAACUCGACGCUGUCAAACCGACCAUGCCCCAAUUAGGGUUCCCCAAAAACGAGUUCUUCAUGGACUCAAACACUGGCAAUCCUUGCCUGGACUUGUUCUUCUUUGCCUUGCCUUCCACGCCAACUCAUGCCCUUGUUAACUGGCUUGCAAAGGCAUGGUCUUAUGACCCUUUAACCACUUUGAAGCUUGUUUGCAAUCUGAGAGGCGUCCGUGGCACUGGAAAGUCUGAUAAAGAAAGCUUUUAUAAAUCUGCAUUAUGGUUACACAAAAACCAUCCCAAAACCCUGGCAUGCAAUGUCAGGGUUUUUGCAGAGAUCGGAUGCUACAAGGACUUGAUGGAGAUUCUUUAUAGGCUUUUGGAAGGAGAGUAG